Molecule: messenger RNA, 2823 nt
Organism: Hansenula anomala
Lineage: Eukaryota; Fungi; Ascomycota; Saccharomycetes; Phaffomycetales; Wickerhamomycetaceae
Product: C-1-tetrahydrofolate synthase
Exons: 1
Coding region: 1-2823 (940 amino acids)
Biological process (GO): tetrahydrofolate interconversion
Cellular component (GO): cytosol
Molecular function (GO): ATP binding; methylenetetrahydrofolate dehydrogenase (NADP+) activity; formate-tetrahydrofolate ligase activity
Source: RefSeq, a predicted model, not a curated record
AUGUCUGCCCAAUUGAUCGAUGGGAAACUCAUCGCUAAACAGAUACGUGAACGUAUACAUUCGGAAAUCGCUGAAUUUCAAUCAAAAGAUGCCUCUUUCAAACCAACUUUAUACAUCAUCCAAGUUGGUUCAAGACCUGAUUCUUCAACUUAUGUCAAGAUGAAAUUGAAAGCUGCCACUGAGGCAAACAUCUCUUGUGUCGCUAAAGUCGUCCCUGAUAAUGUCUCUGAACAAGAAUUGUUGAAAACUAUCCAAGAUUUAAACAAUGAUGAUUCUAUCCAUGGGAUCUUGAUUCAAUUACCUUUACCAAACCAUUUAGAUGAAACUAAAAUCACCAAUGCAGUCUCUGCUGAUAAAGAUGUUGAUGGAUUUGGGUCUUUCAACGUUGGUGAACUAUACAAGAAAGGUGGUGUUCCAAAUUUCAUCCCAUGUACUCCAAAGGGGAUUUUGGAAUUAUUACAUCAAUCAAAUGUUAAAAUUGAAGGUUCAAAUUCUGUUGUCUUGGGGAGAUCUGAAAUUGUUGGUGCUCCUGUUGCAAAUUUAUUGAAAAGUGAAAAUUCAACAGUUACAACUUUACAUUCAAAAUCUUCAAAUAUUGAAUUUUAUUUGAAAAAUGCAGAUAUCGUGGUUAGCGCUAUUGGUAAACCAAAUUUUGUUAAAGGUGAAUGGUUAAAACCUGGCUCUGUUGUUAUUGACGUUGGUACUAACUACAUUGACGAUGCUACUAAAAAAUCAGGUUCAAGAUUAGUUGGUGAUGUUGAUUUUGAAAGUGCAUUACCAGUAGUUUCUAAAAUCACUCCUGUCCCAGGUGGUGUUGGUCCAAUGACUGUUGCAAUGUUGUUAGAUAAUGUUAUAAUCUCUGCAAAGAAAUUCUAUGCCGAUUUACAAAAAGGUGAUAAUUUUUUCAAUAAUCCAUUAAUUUUAAAGUUACAAAAACCUGUCCCAUCAGAUUAUGAAAUUUCAAGAGAACAAACUCCAAAACAUAUCACUGAAAUUGCAAAUGAAUCAGGUAUCUUACCACAAGAAUUAGAACCUUAUGGUUCUUAUAAGGCUAAAGUUAAAUUAGAUUUAUUAGACCGUUUAUCUAACAAGAAAAAUGGUAAAUAUAUCUUGGUUACAGGUAUCACACCAACCCCAUUAGGUGAAGGUAAAUCCACAACAACUGUUGGUUUAGCUCAAGCUUUAGGUGCCCAUUUAAACAAACGUGCUUUUGCAAAUGUUAGACAACCUUCAAUGGGGCCAACUUUUGGUAUUAAAGGUGGUGCUGCAGGUGGUGGUUAUUCUCAAGUUAUCCCAAUGGACGAGUUCAACAUGCAUGUCACUGGUGAUAUCCAUGCUAUUUCAAUGGCUAAUAAUUUGUUGGCUGCUGCUAUUGAUACUAGAAUGUUUCAUGAAUCUACUCAAAAAGAUGCUGCAUUAUAUAAAAGAUUGGUCCCUGUUAAAAAAGGUGAACGUCAUUUUACAAAAUCAAUGUUGGCAAGAUUGGAAAAAUUAGGUAUUAACAAGACUAAUCCUGAUGAUUUAACACCUGAAGAAAUUACAAACUUCGCAAGAUUAGAUAUUGAUCCUGAAACUAUUACAUGGCGUCGUGUUGUUGAUUGUAAUGAUAGAUUUUUACGUGGGAUUACAAUCGGUCAAGCACCAACUGAAAGAGGAUUCACCCGUGAAACUGGGUUUGAUAUCUCUGUUGCCUCAGAAUGUAUGGCUGUUUUAGCAUUAGCAAACUCUUUACAAGAUUUAAGAGAACGUUUAGGUCGUAUUGUUAUUGGUGCUUCAAAAGCUGGUGUUCCAAUCACUUGUGAAGAUAUUGGUGCUGCUGGUGCUUUAACUGCCCUAUUGAAAGAUGCUAUCAAGCCAAAUAUUAUGCAAACUUUAGAAGGUACUCCAGUCUUUAUUCAUGCAGGUCCUUUUGCAAAUAUUUCUAUUGGUGCUAAUUCUGUCUUGGCUGAUAAAAUGGCCUUAAAAUUAGCUGGUACUGAUGAAGGUUCUACAAAUCAACAAGAAGGUUAUGUUGUCACUGAAGCUGGGUUCGAUUUCACAAUGGGUGGUGAAAGAUUCAUUAAUAUUAAAGCUCGUUCAUCUGGGUUAAUUCCAGAUGUUGUUGUUAUUGUCGCUACAGUUCGUGCAUUAAAAGUUCAUGGUGGUGGUGCAGAAGUUAAAGCUGGUGCUCCUUUACCAAAUGAAUAUUUAACUGAAAAUUUGGAAUUAUUAGAAAAAGGUUGUGAAAAUUUACAAAAACAUAUUUCAAAUGCAAAAGAAUAUGGGUUACCUGUUGUUGUUGCAAUUAAUGCAAUGAGUUCAGAUACUUCAGCUGAACAUGAAAUCAUCAAGAAACAAUCCAUUAAAGCCGGUGCAAUUGAUGCUAUUGUUUCAAACCAUUGGGAAGAAGGUGGUAAAGGUGCUGUUGAUUUAGCAAAAGGUGUUAUUGCUGCAUCUAAUGAAUCUAAAGAUUUCAAAUUUUUAUAUGAAUUGGAAGGUUCAGUGGAAAAUAAAAUUGAAUCAAUUGCUAAAACCAUGUAUGGUGCAGGGGAAGUUGAAUAUUUACCACAAGCUGCUAAAAAAAUUGAAUUAUAUACAAAGCAAGGUUUUAACAAUUUACCAAUUUGUAUUGCUAAAACACAAUAUUCAUUAUCUCAUGAUGCUAAUUUGAAAGGUGUUCCAACUGGGUUUAAAUUCCCAAUCAGAGAUGUUAGAGCAAGUAUUGGUGCUGGUUAUUUAUAUGCUCUUGCUGCUGAAAUUCAAACUAUUCCUGGUUUACCAACUCAUUGUGGGUUUAUGAAUGUUGAAGUUAAUGAUGAUGGUGAAAUUGAAGGUUUGUUUUGA